AUGUCUCUCCAGGCUUCGUUUCAUAGGAUAGGAACCCCGCGCACGCGCUUAUGUUGCCCGUUGGUUUCCCUAGAAACGCGAGCUCAGGAGAAGAGGCGUCAGCAUCACCAGUCGUUACUUCGUGCUGCGGUCCACAGCCCGACCAGAAGCCAUCACCGGUGCGGCGUCCAGAACCUCCAGCCCUCCCCGUCCGUGGCGGCGUCGACUCACCAGAGGCCGUCGCGUUCCGGGCCCGUCACCCUCAGCAUGACAGGAAGUGGCCUCAGCAGGUCGUCCCCGGCUAGCAAGUCGUCUUCAGAACUCAAGAAUGUUCGCCAAGGAGGCCCGAAAGCGCCGCAGGUGACAGCGGAGCGCGGAAUGGCUCUGUUACAGAACUUACAGAAAAGGGGAAACGGCCGCGUCGAACCAGGCUUUUCCAGGUCUUUGGAAAACCUCGGUCUCCGGCCCAGCAGGAUCCCGGUACGCAGGAGCAGCGUCCUCCACCCCCAGAGCCUUCUGCGUAUCCCAAAGGAACGAGAGUCCCCCCUCCUCCGAGUGUGGAAAUACAGCGCGGACCCCAUCGUAAAGCAGCGCGAGCUCGCAGAUUUGGCCGCGGUUGCCUCCAGCCUGACAGUGCGCUCCGUGCCGAUGCUCAGGUCCAAGGCUGAAGAGGCGCUGUUUAUCUGUGAGCCGACCAAAGAGAUUAACGACCAGAGUUUCGCGUUGGUCUCGCCAGAAGCCGCUCGGCUCUCUCCGUAUCAGAGUGUCCUCUCCGUCUGCUCCGAGGCUGAGUGAAGGCUGGGCCCGGACGCCCCCCCCCCCCCGGCCUCCAGAUGGUGCUAAUUUACUACAGGUUU
Messenger RNA from Spea bombifrons (plains spadefoot toad), 836 nucleotides. RefSeq names its product cytosolic carboxypeptidase-like protein 5. The transcript is spliced from 6 exons. Lineage: Eukaryota; Metazoa; Chordata; Amphibia; Anura; Pelobatidae. The coding region runs from base 1 to 774 and encodes 257 amino acids. The record is from RefSeq and is a predicted model, not a curated record.